AUGACAAUCAUCGCAGACGAAAUUCCUAUUAAAAGAAUUAAAUUACCAAUUGAUGUUUCAUUUUGGGAAUCAACAAUUGCUUACAAUAGAGUAUUUCAAACACUUCAUUUAUUAAAUGAUAGUAUUAAAAGAAUGUCAUUUGAUUCACCCAAAAUUAAAGUAACACCAAAAAUUGAAAGUAUUCUUAAACAAAUUGAACAAUUAAGUAAAUUUAUAGAUGAAAUUCCACCAAUAAAUUUAGAAAAAAGUAGGUAUGGAAAUAUUAGUUUUAGAACAUGGCAUAAAAGAGUUGAAGAAUAUAGUGUUGACUUUCAUAAAGCUAUUUUACCAGAAGAGUUAUAUCCAUUUAUAUCAGAAUUUCAUGGAUAUUUAAUGGACUCAUUUGGUUCACCAGUUAGAAUUGAUUAUGGAAGUGGUCAUGAACUUCAUUUCUUUUGUUGGAUAGUUCUUCUAGUUCAAUUAAAAGUAAUUAAUGAAGAAGAAUAUCCAGCAAUAAUCCUUAAAGUAUUUAGAAAUUAUUUAUAUCUUUGUAGAAAAUUACAAAAUGUAUAUCGUCUUGAACCAGCUGGAUCACAUGGUGUAUGGGGAAUUGAUGACUAUCAAUUUUUACCAUUUAUUUUUGGAUCAGCACAAUUAAUAAAACAUCCAUAUCUUAAACCUGAUUCAAUUCUUGAUAAAAGUCUAGUAUCAUUAUAUGAACAUGAUAACUUCUACUUUGACUGUGUUGCAUAUAUUUAUAAAGUUAAAAAUCGUGCUCCAUUUUUUGAAAGUUCACCUGAUUUGUUCAAUAUUUCUGCCGCAGAAAGUUGGGAAAAAAUUAAUAAAGGAAUGUUUACAAAAUACCAUGCAGAAUGUCUUGACAAAUAUCCUAUUGUCCAACACUUCUUAUUUGGAAAACUAUUACCAUAUGAACCAUUAGUUAGAGGCUCAACACCAAAACACGAAGAAGUAAAAGAAAAUGCACAAAUAAAUUGA
Molecule: messenger RNA, 975 nt
Organism: Entamoeba nuttalli P19
Lineage: Eukaryota; Evosea; Mastigamoebida; Endamoebidae
Product: protein phosphatase regulatory subunit, putative
Exons: 2
Coding region: 1-975 (324 amino acids)
Biological process (GO): mitotic spindle organization
Cellular component (GO): nucleus; cytoplasm; protein phosphatase type 2A complex
Molecular function (GO): protein tyrosine phosphatase activator activity; peptidyl-prolyl cis-trans isomerase activity
Source: RefSeq, a predicted model, not a curated record